AUGCUCAACGUGGAUAGUAUGUCCACGAUUGCUUUGAUCAAGAAUCCCGUCUUUCACGACCGGAGCAAGCACAUCGACACUCGAUUUUACUUCAUCCGGGAGUGCGUUGAUAGAGGGAAAAUCAUCCUCGGGUACACUCGUACAGAGGAUCAGCUCGCGGACAUUCUCACGAAGCCGCUUGGCAGUGUCAAGUUCAUGGAGCAGUGCGCGAAGAUCGGCGUUGAGAUUCCUGGUGAACUAGGCACAGGUGAUCGGCAAGCGAUCCUGACACGGAGGAGGGGCUGCAAGGCGGCGGGGAGGUGGAAGGCAACCGCCAGCGGCAAGAAGCUGCUGCGGCUGCGGCUGCGGCUGAUGCGGCUGGUGUUCCUGGUUCCCGCGCGGCGGGUGGUCGCGCUGUUCGCUGAGCUGGUGCGGCGGCUGUCGAUGGCGGCGAGCGCGGUGGACGCGGCGGCCGACUGCCCCGCCAUCGUGCUCUCCUCGCAGUGGGGGCUCCCCGUGCUGUACCACUCCGCGAGCACCGGCUGGAACGCCAGGCUGCGGGCUUUCUACCUCGAGAGGAGCCUCUCCGCCGGUGGCUCCGGCACCGGCUCCCCGUGCUGA
Phragmites australis (common reed) is the source of this 600-nucleotide messenger RNA. RefSeq lists its product as uncharacterized. The transcript is spliced from 2 exons. The record is from RefSeq and is a predicted model, not a curated record. NCBI's taxonomy places the organism in Eukaryota, Viridiplantae, Streptophyta, Magnoliopsida, Poales, Poaceae. Bases 1 to 600 code for a protein of 199 amino acids.